GGUUAUUGUUCGUUGAUUGAAAUUGCUAGAAAUAAGAAAUUUGUAAUGUGCUGUUAAGUGGGGAUUGACAAAAAAUACUUGGCGCUUUGUCAGACCUCACAUUAAUCAUAAUUUAUUCGUUAAACAUAUAUUUGUUUAUGUACAUCAUUUAAUAUAGUAUAUUUCUAUAAAUCCUGUAGGUUUUUUCAAUUACUUCAAGAAAAUAAGAAAACCUUACAACGCAUCAAAGCAAACUUAAGAAAGAAAAUGAUUUUAAAAGAUGGGUUCUGCUGUAACGACAUUUUUUCAAGUCAUUCCAAGAAUGAAGAAGACAUUCAAUGCAGAAUUUUCAAAACGUCAUUACUGUUGUUGAUUAUGAAGAGAGAAGACCUAGGGGUAUUUUUGAUCGGGACGAUAUUGUCGUCAAUCCAGAGGAACGGUUUGUGUCAACGGAAACCGACAGAUCGGGGACUAGGCAGCCCCACAACUCCGUAACAUACAGUCGCUCCCAUUCGGGCACUCCGAGAAGACGGAGCAGAAGCAGAUCGCGCAGCAGGACCACCGACAGAGACAGACGUAAAAUUGGAGAUAGAGAAAGAGAUAGGGAUAAAAAUAUCGACAGAGAUAAAAAAAGUGUGGAUCCUCGGAGAAGCUUGGAGAAAGAACGAGGGAGAGUUCCUGACAGAGAGAAAGAGAGGAGUUCGGAGAGGGACAGAGAUAAAAGACCGUACAAGGGUAGGCCUCAUUCUAAGGAUCGUGAGGAGGAAAGAUAUAGGAGGAGAUCUAGAACUCCUUUGAGACCUGGGGAGUACAGACCGUCACACUCUGAGUCCAGACGCAGGUCCGGUUCAAGGGAGAGGGACCAUACUCGAGAUAAAUACAGGACACAUUCCAGAAGAAGCAGGUCAGUUUCUGUCGACUACCAUAAGCCUUCUACCUCCAGAAAACCCAGCAGGUCACCGAGAAGGUCCGUUACACCUUCGAGGGACAGACAGAAAUCUCCGAGAUAUGAAACGUCAAAGAGUAGGAGAUCAAAAUCUCCGACAAAGCCAGGGAGAUCACAUUACGGCGAUAAGCGAGGAAGAGAACCGUCGCCAGGUUAUAAGGAUUCCGGUAAGAGGAGGAGCAGAAGUCCUUCUAGAUACGAGAGGGAGAGAAGGAGAUCUAGAUCUCCUCGAUACGUGGAGAGUGGCAGGAGCAGAAGCUCGCCUGGUAGAUACGAACGAUACCCACUGAGGAGGUAUAGUCGUUCACCAGGUCGGCACGAUGGCCACAGAUCCUCUCCAGAUAAACGACGUAGGUCUCCGCACCCGCCGUUAGUCACUUUUAGUAGAAGCAGUCAUAGGCGUACAAGUAGAUCUCCAGGAUACGAUAGAGACAGGGAGUAUCACAAAUAUAGAAGGAGCAGAAGUCGUUCGCCCAGAAAACGUAGGAGUAGGUCUCCCCAUGAAGAGAGGGAACCGGAAUUUGCAUUUUAUGAGGGAAUCCCAGGUAGCGAAUACUGGAUCCCCGGCCCAAUCCGUCCAGGCUUUCCGGGUAUCCCCCGUUAUUACCCCCCAGCAUUUUUCCCUAGGAUGCCAGGAGCGCCCAUUAUCAUCCCACCUAGGAUACCGAUGGUGGCUCCUUAUCCUCCACCGUACAGACAGAGACUGCCCAUUUAUAACAGCAAGCAAAAGCCGAAAGUUGCCAAUCCGGGGUCAUCAGGAGGUGACGGUACCGUUCCUACCACUGCCAGAGGUGAGACAUCAGCUGGAACUAGUACCAGUCAGACGGGGGAGGGGGGUGUUUCUAUACAGGAAGUAUCGGAUUCUGAAAGCCAUAAAAGUGACAGGAAACUUCCCGAUGAGGAGUCUAGGGACAGUCUACACGAGAAAGACUGAGUUUAGUUUGAUUUUUGAACAUGUUGGGGAUUUCUGUUAAUAAUGGGUUAAUUUUUUCGGUAUACGUAUAUCUAGAUUAUGUAUUUUUAUUUAA
Anoplophora glabripennis (Asian longhorned beetle) is the source of this 1953-nucleotide messenger RNA. Its product is annotated as serine/arginine repetitive matrix protein 2-like. NCBI's taxonomy places the organism in Eukaryota, Metazoa, Arthropoda, Insecta, Coleoptera, Cerambycidae. The record is from RefSeq and is a predicted model, not a curated record. The coding region runs from base 318 to 1859 and encodes 513 amino acids. The transcript is spliced from 5 exons.